Messenger RNA from Phycodurus eques (leafy seadragon), 1230 nucleotides. RefSeq names its product heat shock transcription factor 2 binding protein (gene hsf2bp). The coding region runs from base 139 to 1167 and encodes 342 amino acids. The record is from RefSeq and is a predicted model, not a curated record. Gene Ontology annotation, cellular component: cytosol. The transcript is spliced from 10 exons. NCBI's taxonomy places the organism in Eukaryota, Metazoa, Chordata, Actinopteri, Syngnathiformes, Syngnathidae.
CCGGGAGUGAGGGCGUUAUUUUUAUAUUCAAGUUCAUGCGAACCUUUAAUUAUGUGUCCGUUGUGGUAAGGCAUGUUUAACUUAGUAAUAACGACAGAAUACUGUAUUGGAGAGAACGUGAACCUAGCAUAGCAUAGGAUGUCUUCGUCAUAUGGCGGGCCACUGCUUCCCCUGUGUGAUGGAGCUAAGGAUGGUUUUGUUCGAGUGAGGAAAUCAGACCUGGAAAGGUUGACCACAGAGGUCAUGCAGUUAAGGGAGUUCCUGCCCAGAGUUGUGAACAGUGAUUUGAUUGACAUGCUACAUAAAACUAGAGUAACGCAAACAGUGAAAGAGCACCUUACACAGGAACAGGAGCAUUUGCAGCAGGAGUGUCUUCAUCUUCAGUCCAGACUGAAUGUGUUACAAAUUGAAUGUCAAAGGGAGCGAGAGGAGAAAUUGCUGUUGCGUGAGCAGCUCUGGCAGAGUGGAGCUGAGUUGCAACAACAGGCUGACUUCUGCUUCAGUCUUGGUUCUGCAGUCUGCAGCCUUCUGUGGAACUGUUCUACAAGGGAGGACAUGGUUAAACAAUGGCUGGCUGAUGGAACCCUGCCGGCCUUUCUAGCGGUGGCCACGCAGACUCUGAGGAGCUUUGUAAGUACUCUGGACGAAGAUGUGAAGAGUCGAUAUGAGGACUACAACACCCAAGAGUACCAAUUUGUUUUGGCACUAACUGGAACCAUUACUAACAUAGCGGCUGUAACCUGUGGGCGGGACUUCCUCUCUAGCUCAGCACACGGUCUGUUGGACACGCUGAUAAAGUUGUUGGAACUGAUGAAGCCUGGUGUAUUCCCAAAACUGAAAGUAUUGAUGCUAAUGGGUCUUUACAAUGCCAGUAUCAGUGUGAAGGGUCUGAAGUACAUGAUUGAGAACCCAGCACUGCUGCCUCUUAUUCGGACUCUGCUUGAAGACAGAUCCUGGGAAGUGUGCCUCCACUGCUUGCGUCUUCUGCAGUCAAUACUGCUGGAAGAUGUAGCGCAGCCUAGCCUGGGUGCUGCUCUGCUGGAUACGGACCUCCAGGUCCGUAUUCGCGGUUUUACUUCGAGUGUUCAGCCCAGCUUGAGACUGUUAGCUCAGCAGACCUUAGCGGACCUCCAGGUGCUCAUGCAGGUUCAAGGAUGCAAACAGUGACAUGCCUUUCACUUUUUUUGUUCUGUUUUCCCCUGUUUUGUCCUUGUUUGGGAUGAGUCAAGG